Messenger RNA from Centruroides sculpturatus (bark scorpion), 4620 nucleotides. It is a transcript of the gene Synj, whose product is annotated as synaptojanin-1-like. Gene Ontology annotation, molecular function: phosphatidylinositol-4,5-bisphosphate 5-phosphatase activity; nucleic acid binding. Gene Ontology annotation, biological process: synaptic vesicle endocytosis; phosphatidylinositol dephosphorylation. The record is from RefSeq and is a predicted model, not a curated record. NCBI's taxonomy places the organism in Eukaryota, Metazoa, Arthropoda, Arachnida, Scorpiones, Buthidae. The transcript has 23 exons. The coding region runs from base 226 to 3960 and encodes 1244 amino acids.
AUGAAGUUAAAAGGUGCCAUCAGCUGUGAUAAAGUGUUGAGUUUAACCCGGCAAAAAGUCGAAUUAAUCGAAGGAGAAGUGAGCCUAUUAUCAAUAUUAGUUUAGUAAUUUAUCGAGUAUCGAGUCGAGUGGGGGGCAACGUUACUUAUAAAUGAAGGAAUUAAAAGGAGAAGGAAAAAGUAGUAAUAAUUAAAAGAAAAAUGCAUUCUUCGUAGGAAAAUAAUUAUGGCUCUUGGUAAAAGUUUUCGCAUUUAUCAUAAAAUAAAUCCACAGAAUCCUCUAGCUUACAGCGUGAUAUUGGAACAGAGAAACAGAAAUGAAACAUUGCUGUUUGAAUCUGAAGCUGUUGCUGUACUUUCCUCUCAAGAAACUGAAAGUGUCAAAAGACAAUACUCAACAUUAUUGGAUGCCAAUGGAUGUUUAGGUGUCCUACAGGUUACAGCUGGUGAAACACCAGUACUUUAUCUUGUUCUAAUUACCGGAUGUUUAUCGAUUGGAAAAUUGGGAACUUCAGAAAUAUUUCGAAUUACUGACACGACUUUUAUUUCGCUCCGUAAUAAUCCUCAAGAUCUUGAACGCAUUCAAGAAGUAAAAAAAGUACUCAAUUCUGGCACUUUCUACUUUUCCUGGACGUCUACUUCUCAAGAACCUCUCGAUCUUACUCUCUGUGCACAGAGAACUGUGCAUACAAAGGAAACAGAUAAUCGUUUCUUUUGGAAUCGAAUGCUGCAUAUUCAUCUUCUUAGAUUUGGAAUUGAUUGCUCUCAAUGGUUAGUGAAAGCGAUGUGUGGCGGAGUCGAAAUGAGAACAAUUUACAUAGGACAAUAUCAAGCUAGAGCUUGCGUAAUAUCGCGUUUAAGUUGUGAAAGAGCAGGAACUCGUUUUAACGUUCGUGGGACUAACGAUGAUGGCCACGUCGCAAAUUUUGUAGAAACGGAACAGGUGAUAUUUCUUGGGGAUAAAAUAACGUCUUAUGUACAGACAAGAGGAUCCGUACCAUUAUUUUGGGAACAACCAGGAAUACAAGUGGGAUCACAUAAAGUCAAAAUGUCUCGAGGCAGCGAAGCUUCCACUCCGGCUUUUGAGAGGCAUUUGACGUCAAUAAAACAAAGAUAUGGGGAUCAAGUGAUAAUAAAUUUGUUAGGUUGUAAAGAAGGUGAAAUGAUGCUUAGUAAAAUGUUCCAGAAUCAUCAUAAAGUAUCCAGACAUAAUGACAUUCCGUAUAUUACAUUUGAUUACCAUUCAAUGUGCAAAGGUGGAAAGCAAGAUAAUCUUGUUGUACUUAAGAAGAAAAUUUCUUCACAGCUUCAAGAUUUUGGAUUAUUUUAUUCCGAAGGAUCUAAUGUUAUUGUGCAGCAAACUGGCACAUUCAGAACAAAUUGUUUGGAUUGUCUUGAUAGAACAAACUGCGUUCAGUCUUUUAUUGGACUACAUAUACUCUACAAACAACUAGAAUAUUUGGGAUUAUCCGACAAAGCACAAAUUGUAUCAAGGUUUGAAGAACUUUACCGUCAGAUGUGGGUACUGAAUGGCGAUCAGGUCAGCAAAAUAUAUGCUGGAACUGGUGCUCUCGAAGGAAAAUCAAAGUUAAAAGAUGGUUCUCGAUCAGUUGUAAGAACAAUCCAGAACAAUUUACUGGAUAGUAGCAAACAGGAAGCAAUUGACGUUUUGUUACUGGGAAGUGCUUUGAGUACCGAACUGGCAGACAGAGCUCGAGCUCUUCUUCCUACGUAUAUGCUUCAUGUUCCGGCAAGUAUUUUGAGGGCAAUGUGCAAUCGUCAUAGAGAAUAUACUACGUCAAUGAUGCUCAGAGUCGGCGUCGCUACAUGGAAUGUAAAUGGGGGCAAACAUUUUAAUAGUGUGGUCUUCAAGCAUCAGUCUAUGGCAGAGUGGUUGUUAGAUAAUCGAAAAAUUUGUAAAGCUCAAGCUCUUGUCGACUUUUCCUUUGAGGAAGAUAGCACUCCUGUUGACAUAUAUGCUAUCGGAUUUGAAGAAAUAGUUGAUUUAAAUGCAAGCAAUAUUGUAGCUGCAAGCACAGUCAAUCAGAAAGAAUGGAUGGGAGAAUUACAGAAAACAAUUUCUCGAGAUAAUAAAUAUAUAUUAAUAACAUCAACACAGCUAGUUGGCGUCUGUCUCUUCUUGUUCGUUAGACCUCAUCUUGCUCCUUUCAUAAAGGAUGUUGCUGUUGAUAUGGUUAAAACUGGUUUAGGAGGAGCAACUGGCAAUAAAGGUUGCGUGGCAAUUCGUCUUCUCAUUCACAGCACAUCAAUGUGUUUUGUUUGUGCACAUUUUGCCGCUGGUCACUCUCAGUUUAAUGAAAGAAAUGCUGAUUAUAAUGAAAUUACAAGGAAGAUAUUAUUUCCCAUGGGGAGAACUUUAAACUCUCAUGAUUACGUAUUCUGGUGUGGCGAUUUUAAUUAUCGUAUUGAUAUGACUAAUGAGGAGAUUAAAGAAUUGAUUCAUCAGAGAGACUGGCCAGCUUUACUUCAGAAAGAUCAAUUAAUGGUUCAACAAAAAGAAGGAAAGGUAUUUAAGAACUUUAUCGAAAAAGAAAUUAAUUUUCCACCUACUUACAAAUAUGAUCUAUUUUCGGAUGACUACGACACAAGUGAAAAGAACAGAAUACCUGCCUGGACGGACAGAGUUUUGUUCCGGAGAAGACGUCUACUGAGCGAAACAGAAGAUCCAUUGUGGUCUCCAGGAAAGAUUGUGCACUAUGGCAGAGCCGAAUUGAAAACUUCUGAUCAUAGGCCUGUCAUUGCAGAAAUUGAUGUCGAAGUCUUACAAGUAGAUGAAAGAAAACGAGAAGCAAUUUUCCAGGAGGUGAUAGAUUCUCAGGGACCACCAGAUGGCACUGUAAUAAUAACUAUUCCAGAAUGUGAUGAGAAUACUGACAUAUACAGCUUGUUUGAUGAAGAAUUUAUCAAAGAACUAUGCCAAUUGUUUUCCACAACAGGAGAAGUUAUUUUAAUAAGAUUUGGGGAAGAGGCUUUGCUAGUUACUUUCAGAGAAGGUCAGAGUGCACUAGCAGCAUUGAAAUAUUCUGGAACAAAGGUUCGAGGAUAUGAUAUAAUCAUUAACUUAAAAACACCAGAAUGGAAAGAUGCUGUUGAACGAGAAUUACAGCUGUGUAGAAAUAACACUAUACCUUUAUGCGAUGUAGUGCAGGUAUCCGUGCCCGAACCCAAAGAUUUUCCUACACCUGAAAUAGAAUACGAUCUUUCUGCUUACUGUAUUGAUAAUGAAGAUGCACCAUCCCAGUCAUCUUCAGCACGCACGUCUCCAACUAGUAUGGUGGAAACAGGUUUUGAAGAUGUGGAAUGUAAUCCUUCUGUUCCUGGACGAUCAAUGCCAGUCAGGCCACCACCGCCGCGUCCUCCUCCACCCACUCGACCUCCGCCUCCACCUCGACCCAAAUUACCUCAGAGAAAUGAAGAGAGUAAUUCUGAGGUUACAACAGAGAAAUCGCUUCCACCCAUGCACCGUCCGCCAAGACCUACGACAGUAUCCGUAUCUCACAGUUGUAAAAGGAAUGAUACUAAUACAGAAGUGAAAACUGACAAUGAAUGUAAAAUAUCAAAAGAAAGUGAAAUCAGAGACAUGCCUAUUCUAGACGUAAUAAAACCUUCAGAGGAAUCGUUAGAAUGGAAUCAUCCACCCGAUAUGCCACCUCCUCCUCCACCGCCACGCAUCGACUCUUUUGGUAACAGCCAGCCUCAGACCGGUAAUCCACCACCACUAUCUCCUUGGGAAACCUUGCCUCCAGCACCUCCACCUCCCAUAGAAGAGGAGGAAAAUGUUCCUCCGCCAUCAAGCCAACCCCCGCCACCUCCCAUUCCUUCGCGGCCGAAGGCUCCAGCCGAAACUGCACCCAAUCCCCCACCCAUUCCAGCCAGAACCAAAGUCGGAAAUGCAUCCGCACCACCAAUCGCACCACGCCAGUCUCUAAAUCUAAACUAAUCAUGAGACAUUCCAGAAAGAUUAUUUUAAGCAAAUAAUUUAUAAGGUGAUGACAAAAAUAUUUGUGUUGUGUGAUCAUUUGGCAAUUAUUUAAACAGCUUUCACAUCUGUGGUAAUGUAAAUAUAUGUACGAACACAAGCUAAAUCCAAAGAAUCGAGCAGUAAAUUAUUUUCUAGUCAAGAACAUAAAAAUGCUCAUACGUAAAUAGCAAUGUCAAAAUCUUAAUUUUUGAAAAACAAAAAUUUAAAUCUUCUAAAACGAGCAUCAAAAUCAUGUGAUUUUAAUUGUAUGAAAAUCAAAAAUGUAAUUGGUGUUACAUCUGUGAGCUUAGAUCAUGUCUAGAGACUUAAUACUAGAGAAAUUAACAGGAAAAAUGAAUGUCUAGCUUCUAAACAUAGUUUCUUUUCGAUGUUCAAAAUUGCUAAAUGUGCCUACUCGUCAACCACAUACAGUAGUUGCCAAACUGUAAAGUGUAAACCGUACGUGUAAAAUUCAUAAAUUUCUGUAAUUAGUGAUAAGAAAAAUUAAUUUAUAUAAAAUUAAUAUGUUGCUGUACACAUUCCAUGUUGCCACUUGACAUGGGGGAAAUGAUUUUGAGAGAUGUAAAUUUGUUUUGUUUGUAGAAAUUAUAUAUAUAUAUACACAAUUACAUAUAAUAU